Pichia membranifaciens NRRL Y-2026 is the source of this 450-nucleotide messenger RNA. RefSeq lists its product as hypothetical. Gene Ontology annotation, cellular component: mitochondrion; cytosol. NCBI's taxonomy places the organism in Eukaryota, Fungi, Ascomycota, Pichiomycetes, Pichiales, Pichiaceae. The annotation marks the transcript as partial. The record is from RefSeq and is a predicted model, not a curated record. The transcript has a single exon. Gene Ontology annotation, molecular function: peptidyl-tRNA hydrolase activity.
GAGGAUGACGAGGAAGAUGAGGAUUACGACAGCGACGAUGAUGCGCAGAUCGUGGUUAAUUCCAAGGGCCUCAACGACGUGGGCGGAGAGGUACGGAUGGCCCUGAUUGUGCGCAGUGACCUGGGGAUGUUGAAGGGGAAGGCUGCGGCCCAAUGUGCUCACGCUGCGGUGUCCUUGUACAGACAGAUGCACGACAACACGCAGAGCGAGAGCCAUAACCCAACAAUGCUAAGGAGAUGGGCGAACGGCGGCCAGGCGAAAAUCGUGCUUAAGUGCAGCAGCCUCGAGGAGAUCGAGGAACUGCUCAUGAAGGCCGUCAGCUUGAACAUCAACAACUACCUCGUGGUCGACGCCGGCCGCACCCAAAUUGCCUCCGGCAGCGAGACCGUGCUUGGGCUCGGGCCUGCCCCCCGGAGUGUGCUGGACCAGGUCACCGGCGAUCUCCGGCUC